UCCACGUGCGAUAGUCAUUGGCCCAUACUCAACUACCAAUUUACCAUUAUUCUUGUUUUUCGAGUACUUCUUGUCAAAUAUUGAUUAAAAAAGUCAGUCUAAUUCACUUGUGGCCAUCUCUUGCUACCCACAGGCAAACAAAAAUGGAUAAAAGAUGGAGUCUUCAAGGUAUGACUGCUCUUGUGACCGGUGGAGCCAGCGGAGUCGGGUAUGCCAUAGUAGAAGAGUUAGCUAGUUUUGGAGCUAGAAUCCACGUAUGCGACAUCUCUGAAACAUUUCUCAAUCAAAGUUUAAGCGAAUGGGAAAAGAAAGGGUUUCAAGUGAGUGGCUCAAUCUGUGAUGCAACCUCUCGUCCUCAGAGAGAAACGUUAAUACAAAAAGUGUCCGCGCUAUUCGAUGGCAAACUCAACAUUCUUGUGAACAAUGUGGGCGUACUUCGUGGGAAGCCAACAACAGAAUAUGUUGCAGAGGAUUUCACUUUCCACAUCUCAACAAACUUAGAACCUGCUUUCCAUUUUUCUCAGCUUUCACAUCCUCUUUUAAAGGGUUCAGGCUACGGAAGCAUCAUCUUCAUUUCCUCGGUUGCAGGAAUUGUAUCGGUUGACUGUGGAUCCAUUUACGGUCUAACAAAAGGAGCUUUGAAUCAGCUAACUAGAAAUUUGGCGUGUGAAUGGGCCAAAGAUGGUAUAAGAUCCAACGCUGUUUCGCCUAAUGUUAUAAGGACUCCUCUGUCCCAAACUUAUCUUGACAACGUUAGAUACAAAGAAGGACUGUUCAAUAGAACUCCACUGGGUCGCGCUGCAGAGCCCAAUGACGUUGCAUCACUAGUGGUAUUCUUGUGUCUACCUGCAGCUUCUUAUAUCACUGGUCAAACCAUUUGUGUUGAUGGAGGCUUCACUGUUAAUGGCUUCUCCUAUCAACCAAAUGCUUGAAUCAGAAUUGCUCUGUUUUCUACUUGCUGAUUUGUUUUCCCUUUAAUCUUUGAGGUUAUCAAUGUAUACAAAUGCCUCAAAAUCAUAUCCUACUAUUUCGAAUAAGUAAUCUUGACUGGUUACUGGUACUGGUAAUAAGUAAUCUUGCCUCACAACA
Brassica oleracea var. oleracea is the source of this 1089-nucleotide messenger RNA. Its product is annotated as tropinone reductase homolog At2g29310. NCBI's taxonomy places the organism in Eukaryota, Viridiplantae, Streptophyta, Magnoliopsida, Brassicales, Brassicaceae. Bases 144 to 932 code for a protein of 262 amino acids. The transcript has 5 exons. Gene Ontology annotation, molecular function: oxidoreductase activity. The record is from RefSeq and is a predicted model, not a curated record.